AUGCGCCGUGGAGGCUUGACAAGCGAGCGGCUCGUACAUCUCACACUUCCAACCCUCGUUCCUCUGAGCAUUAUGCCUGGCACCGUGCGCAGGCCCAGCUGGCUAAAAACAAUUGUCCGAACCGGAGGCACAGCUUCGAAUUCUCCCAUGAGCCUCAAACGCACACCUUUUUUCGAGAACAGACCACCACUAGCCAACAGUAGCUGCAUCGUGGCCGGCCCAGUGAGUGACAGAGCUUGCUGCCUAAACCAUCUUCGCCACACCGCAGCGAAGCGGAAGCUCAUUAUUUGA
Messenger RNA from Aspergillus lentulus, 291 nucleotides. The record is from RefSeq and is a predicted model, not a curated record. Lineage: Eukaryota; Fungi; Ascomycota; Eurotiomycetes; Eurotiales; Aspergillaceae.